GUGAGCCAUGUUCAUGACGUAAACGGUUAGAAAACAAAAGCAAAAUGAGGGGAGUGUGCAAUGUGAACCUGAGAGCGUAGCGAUGUCCUCCUCGAAGUUUAAUUAUUUAUAAAUUUAUGUUGCAAUUCGCGCCAGAAAGCGUCUAGAAAUGCGAAAAUUCUUUUGUUUGCAUCGAAAUAAUGAAGAAAAAAAUUGUGAAACUAGUUUCGUAAGUUCGAGCUGAAUGUGAGGAAUUUGUGCGUACUGCGUAGUUGGCCGUGGAAAUCGAUGCUUUUCGACGUAGACGUCAUAUUGGGUGAAUUGGCAAGUUUUCUUGUGAAAUAUCGUCGAUUUUCAUCGCUUGAGCGAGUAACAGCAGUGGAAAAGAACUAGUCAGGCAGGUUCACACCCAUCUUAUCGCAAGAAUUCGCAACGAAAAUGUCGACGUUUAUUAGUAAGCCUCUCGAUGGGUGGAUUCACUCCGACAAACUAAUUUCGAAGCAAGGAGCGACUUAUGCAGUUAGGUAUGUUGGAUGUCUGGAAGUGAAAGUCUCCAUGAAAAUCCUCAAUUUCAAGACCCGGUCGACUGUUGCCAAAGAAUGUAUAAAUAAAGUCUGUGAGGCCGCCGGGUUAAAAACGGCCGAUAAGAAACGAAAAAUCGACAAGAAAGUCUUAAAAGCCAUUGCUGAAGUUCCUAAUAUGACGCAUGCAGGGGCUAACGUUAGUCUAAAUGUGUCAAGUUCGAAUCUAUCUUUAACUUCACUUGAUGACAAUAAAGUUAUUGCUUGUCAUGACAUGCCCCACAUUUCCUUUGCUUCAGGGGGCGAUAUUGAUACUAUGGACUUUGUUGGUUACAUUGCAAAAGACAUGAACGACUUUAGAGCCUGCUAUGUAUUAGAAUGUGGGGGUGGUUUAGCCAAAGAUGUUAUAGCAACUAUAGGACAAGCUUUCGAGCUCAGGUUUAAACAAUACAUGAAACCAGCACAAAUUGGCCUUGCAAUGGGUCAGCCGUCGACGUCCACAGGUGGCGACGCCGAUAAAGACUACUACAACGAUCUUCCAGGCAAAGUACCUCCCGAUGUUGGUCCUCCACCUGUCCCUCCGCUUCCUUCUGUUGUGCCACCAUUUACAACCUUACCAUCAGUCCAAAGUCCUAAUUUAAUAGACCUUAAUUCCGACAUUUCCGUUUUCGAUACGCCACAUCACGAUUAUGUUAAUGAUAGUAUUACGAUUAAAGAAAGGGACGUUUUUGAUAUGCAACCGUUUACAACGCAUCACCAACCACCGGUUAGGAGUAUUGAAGAACACUUAGCGGAACUUCAGCACGAAAUUUGGUUCCAUGGACAGAUCAGUCGAGCAGAUGCUGAAAGACUUCUCCAGAAAGAUGGGGAUUUUCUUGUGCGAGAGUCACCAAAUUCGGAAGGGCAGUUUGUACUUUCGGGGAUUCAAGAUGACACGAAGAAACAUCUCUUGUUGAUAGAUCCUGAAGGAGUGAUACGAACGAGGGAUCGGAUGUUCAAUAGUGUCAGCCAUCUUAUCAAUUUCCACUGCGAGAAUGUUCUACCAAUUAUCUCAGCUGAAAGUGUUCUAGUUCUUCGCAACCCAGUACCAAGAAUAUCAUAGUUUUUAGUUGGUGAAUAUUAACUUGGCUUGCACUAGUUUCUAUGUUUUAGUAUUGUUUAAAUGCAAGUUUAGCAAAUUAUAGUACAAAGAUUUUCAUGCCAUAUAGUAAAAAUUCGAAAUGGUUUUUGCUAAACUUGUUUAGUGAGAUUUCCCUUUCUUUAUUCCGGGCAAACGGUUAUGUUUUCCAUAUGGCACAGCAUAAUCAUGUCAAUAGUAUUCAAUGAACUUUAAACGAAGUAUUAAUUUUUUACGCAUUUAUAACGUGUAAUAAUAACAGUUAAAGCCUCAUUCUUAAUCAAACAUGAUGUGAUUUAGAUAGUUUUAAUUGUGCAUACAAGAUUGCAACAAUAUGUGAUAGAUCCCAGGUUUGGAGAACAUGAAGAGUGGAUUAAAAUUUUAUAGGUAUUAAAUUUAAAAAGUCGAUAUAGUUGUCUGUUGAGAGUAACUAGUAAACUAAGACAAAAAUUAUUUUAUUUUUUUAUGACAAAGGACUAAUAAAACAAUUUUGUCGGUUUGGAGCCAACUGAAUUUUCAAUUUCUUCUUUUAUAUCUUCUUAAAGUAUGAAAUACCACAAUGGACCUAAACAAAAUCUAAACUUAAAUAACAACAAAAAUUUAAACUUUUUUCAAAAUUACAUACAUCUGUAAAAGACUUGAAAACAUGACACCAUUUUAUCACUAAUGUAAAAUUAAGUUGUAAUAUUGACAACCCAAAAACACAUGAUAAUGUUAUGGAUUAAGUUACCUUUAAAGUAGAAACUUGUUUGGUUUAAAAACUGCUGGUUCAUAAAAUGUUGUUCUCUCUGAAGUUGACCUGACCUGACCUGGUCAUCCGCAAUUUUUUUUAAUAACAAUGCAAUUACGUGUUUUGUAUCUAAACUUGGUAAUUAAUUUUUACACCAACCAAGUACCUAUUUCACUCGAAAGACAUUUUCUGCCUUUUGCUAUUGCAUUGAUUGUGUUGACUUAUUUUGUGCCUUUUUAAUUAAUUCUUAGUAAGUUUUUACAACAACCAAUGACGAUUAUCACUUUCAAGUUUUUCUAACUUGGGAUAUUUUAACAGAAACUGAAGAAUGUUUUUAACUUUUUGAAAACAAAACUAUUUUUUUAUUAAUUGUGGACCAGUAAAGAAUAAAAUUGUUAAUCUAUGACUAAAAAGACCCUUCCAAUGCUCUCUAGCUACAGAAACGUACUUGAAUUUGAAAAUGUCUUGAACGCUUUAGAAGAUUUUCAAUGAUUAAUAUAUCUUUUGGAAGUUUUUAUAUUUAUAGGCACUAUUAUUUAUGCUGUGUUGCAUUAUUUUUGAUGCAAAAUUCUGAUUUUUUACUGCUUUUGAAUGCAAGACUGCAGCAUUGUCGUGUUUACAGUUUUCGAUUUUUGGAAAUUUUCGGGUACCCAAAAUCGUUCGUGUAGACAUGACUAUGCACUAAAAUGUUUGUUAAUUCGCUUUAGAAUAGAGACACAAUUUGCGAAAUAGUCUACAAGUGACCUUAAAUCGCACAGAAACCGUUUGAAUUUGGCGCUCUUGAGACAAACCAAAAGUCUUUGUUACAUUCCUGAAUUGAUUAGGUUUUUGUGCAAUUAAUACAGGUGCUACGUGUCGAUUUUUAGGUUAGAAUUCGAUAUUUUCGAUAAAAUCUUGACAAAUUUCAACCUUAUUUCAGUCUGGAACGUUCGAAUAUAGGGUUUUUCUUAUGUUAAAGUUGGUAAAAUUUUGUUAGUACGAAUUUUGGAUUUUGUGCACCUAGUCCCGGAAACGGAUACCGCGUUUUCACAAGAUUUGAUUGGACAACGGCCGUAGGAAAAUAAUUCUCAUGCAAUAGACUCUAUGUUACGCGAAACUUACCUUAUGGUAAUAGCGAAUAAAGUUGACGCUCGUGACGUCAGAGAAAUGUCAUACUACCCCGCGCUCUCUGCGUCCCGCUGAGAUUCCCUCGGUUUGCACGGUUGGCUCCCCUGCCCCCCGUCUUGCGCUUUUAGCUACGCUGUCGAUUCAGAUAGAAAGUCAAAAUGGCUGCGAGCACCAUUCGCAUACAAUUAUGGUGGCAUCAAUAAUAACUAACUUAACCCUAUCUAGUGGCGAAUUGUGAUAUAUAACCUAAAAAGUGUGUUUUAUAAACAAGUUAAAAGAGACUAACUAGUUUUGUGAGCUUAAUUAAACGUGAUUUUCAUUUAAAACUCGUCGGCGUAGUUGUACAAAAUGGCGUCAAUCAGUGGUGUUGCAUGAACUUUAUUAUUAAAUCACCAAAUUUUUGGUGAAAGGGUUAAUUUUGCGGAGAUUGAACGUUAUGAAAACAUUAAAGGACACUUGCCGUUUAAUUUGCAAAAAUUUUUGUUGUGCUUGUUCAUAGUAAUUACGAGAAAUUCAGGAUAAACGUGGUACAAGAUGCCAGAGGUAAGAAUAUCUCUUUAAAUAUUAAUCUAGGGGUUGUUGUUCGAUCAAAAUUACGUUUUCGUUAACUACAUCGUGUUUUUUAAAUACUGCGUCAAUGUGAACUCAAGGGCGUGGUCUGAUUACUUAGAAGAUUUUACACACUUUUCUCUUACAUAUUUUUGUUUACAAGUGGUUUUUGCUCAAUUUGGGACCCUAGUCGACCGUGUUCCACACUUUUCUUUAUAUAUUUGUAUUCUCCAUACUCCAAAGGACCUGCCAAGCCAAAAAUUUUCAAUUUUUGAGAUGGACCCUUUUGAGUAAUUUUAAGAUAAAGUUAUGGAUUUAUAUUGUUGCAACGUCCCUUACUGCAUUCAGACAUGUUAACCUACGUUUCUGGGUCUUUUUCAAUUCUUUUAAUAACCCCGCUUUUCUUAUAAAUGCCUUAAUAUGUAAUUUAAGCUUUUUGAUUCAUAAUAACUUUGUAUUUCAAUUUUUAACACCACUUUUGCCAUGGGGUUGAUCGGACUGAUGAAUAUAACCUUUACAAAACGUUACCGUUUUAUUCAGUUUUAAUAUUCGUACUACUGAGAGCGGUUAUGAGAAUCUAGACGUACUUUUAUUUAAAAAAUUAGUACCAAAUUAAAGUCAUGGCGUUCAAAUUUUACCCCUCGGGACCCAUAACGAAAAAAUUCUUAUAUUUGGUUUCUUCUAAAUCUUCUUUGACAAAAUAGAGACAUAAAAUUCAAAAUGUCGAAAAGGAAUUUACCUACCUUUAGCGCAAAAGAUUUUUUUUUUAAUUAGUUGAUUCAAAUUUAACCUUAAAAUUGAUGAUACUUGCCCUUGUAAUAAUUAGGUCUUAUAUAAAAUUGUUUUUGAAUAUGAUUGUACAUUUAAAGAACAUUAAAUUAUGAAAUUUUUUAAA
Tribolium madens (black flour beetle) is the source of this 4898-nucleotide messenger RNA. Its product is annotated as SHC-transforming protein 1. Lineage: Eukaryota; Metazoa; Arthropoda; Insecta; Coleoptera; Tenebrionidae. Gene Ontology annotation, molecular function: receptor tyrosine kinase binding. Gene Ontology annotation, cellular component: plasma membrane. The transcript has 7 exons. Bases 418 to 1602 code for a protein of 394 amino acids. Gene Ontology annotation, biological process: cell surface receptor protein tyrosine kinase signaling pathway; intracellular signal transduction. The record is from RefSeq and is a predicted model, not a curated record.